AUGGCGGUGAAGAGGACAGAGAAUGAAUCAGAUGCAGAUGAACCAGCCGGCAGAAGAGAUGACAUCUCACUGCAAGAUAUGACUACUACUGCCGCAGCCGCAAGAGAUGCAGGAGAAGAAGGAGAUGUGGCAAUGAAAGUGAUGCUUUCACAGCUCAUUGACAUCACUGCCUCUGCCUUCAAUCUGGCUUUCUUGACAGUCACAGAGGCCGCAGCCACAUCAUGA
Molecule: messenger RNA, 225 nt
Organism: Blastomyces dermatitidis ER-3
Lineage: Eukaryota; Fungi; Ascomycota; Eurotiomycetes; Onygenales; Ajellomycetaceae
Exons: 1
Coding region: 1-225 (74 amino acids)
Source: RefSeq, a predicted model, not a curated record